Sardina pilchardus (European sardine) is the source of this 3656-nucleotide messenger RNA. RefSeq lists its product as uncharacterized. Lineage: Eukaryota; Metazoa; Chordata; Actinopteri; Clupeiformes; Clupeidae. Bases 1113 to 3656 code for a protein of 847 amino acids. The transcript is spliced from 17 exons. The record is from RefSeq and is a predicted model, not a curated record. Gene Ontology annotation, biological process: protein transport. Gene Ontology annotation, cellular component: plasma membrane; cytoplasm.
CAUUAGACAUGAACCGGUGAUGCCCACGUGUUUCUGGCAAGGCAUUUCUUCAUAUUCUGUCGCUUAAUAUGAAAAUUUUAACCUAUCUCAGCACUUGAGAGACAGAGCAGAACGCUAUUAAGAGUAGGCAGGGCCUUGUUGAAUAUUCACUGAUCUAUCAAAUACAUAUCACCAGUUAACAUAAUCACCAGACAAACUGGCACACCGUUAUCUAUUCCUGCUGUUCAGUUGGCACCAGACACAGGCCGGUUACAUUUUUAAUGUAGGCCUACUUAAACAUUAGAUUCCCUAUGGGGGUGGAUAACAUCUUGAUUAGGCAUGAUAUCUGAAUAAAGUCAUACAUAUAUGUAAAUAAACUGAUUUAUUCCAUUCCAUUUCUAAAACCAAAAUUCACAUCUGUAUUUUACUUAAAUUUUCUAAACCCUGUCCAUGACGACCAUGUGAUUUCAAAGAUGAGUUCCUGAUCUUCCCUUAAUUACAACGAUAUAUAUUUGUAGUUAUCAUAGGCCUUCUUCAAAGUUUUAUUUUGCAUUAAAAGCGGAUGUAAUGUUGCCCAGAUGCGCAAUGUCGACACACAGAAAUGCGCAUUUUUCCAUGAAAAAAAAAAGAAAAAAAAAAAAAAACGCGACCCAUGGAUUCUAAAGUUUCCACGAUAAUUGUGUGAUGCACUUCAGCAGUUUUUCACACAACAGUGUUUUCCAGGCAAAUGAGUGCGGAAUGACAACAACCUCCUCUGCUAACAACGUAAACGACGAACGCGUUCUGGCACAUAAUACUUUCAAAGUAACUUAUGUCGUGGGCGGAAUGGUUACGGUACAUCUCCUCGUCCACAAUCUCAAUGUACAACUUUGGGAAAGGCUAUUUAUCAAAGUUAUGCCUUCCUCCUGGAGAAACCAGAUAGAUUCACGCAGAGCGGUCAAUAGAGACCGCCCCGCAUUUAGACCUGCUGCGAUUUGCAAGCUCCAGAUAGGGUAGUCUACUUGCGCUAUGUUGCUUGGUUAACAUAAACAACACGCCCUUACACUGCCAUCCUUGCCUGUAAGAGAAAGGGACAAGGGGGGUAGGCUACAGUAGUCUUUGAAACUUUGCACUUGAACGGCCUACUGAGAAAAAUGUCUCUCACUAUUAAGAACCUUUCGGUAACAUAUGAUGAAAUCAACGAGGACAAUGUGUUCAGCCGUGGGGAUUGCAUUUCUGGCCACGUUCGUUUAGAAGUUGCAAAGGAAACGAAAAUCAACUCCUUCAAGAUAAAAGCUAGAGGGAAAGCGCGUGUUUGUUGGUCGGAGCAGUUUGGAUAUUAUACCCAUUCCUACAUUAGCUAUGAGCAUUAUUUCAAGUCAGUCCAGUACUUUAUUCAAGAGAAGGACGGCGAGGGUAAGUGGGCUAAGGGCAUUACAAUCAGUAACAUAUCGGCUACUGUUUACCCUGGGUUUGCAUGUUGUACAGUAGCUCUUUCUCUUUACAUGCUGGCUACUGGUUCAAUAUCACUCUUACUCUCUCCAGAGCAAGAUGACAUUCCACUGCUGACAGACCAAGCUGGGCAACUCUAUUCUGAUACAAUUGCACCAGGAUGUCAUAUAUUUCCCUUUACCUUCCAACUACCUCAAGAAGAAAUGCCUCCAUCUUUCAAAGGAGUGCAUUGCAAGAUUGUUUAUUUUCUGGAGGCAAAGCUGACUAGAUCCAUGCGAAUUCCAAGCAAAGCCAGAACAGAGUUCUCCCUUGUCCCAAAACUGGACCCUGACUACCGAUCCGUGCAGUGUAUUCAGGAGGAUUUCACAGAGAAGAAACUGAAAUUCUUCAACAAUGGCAGUGUGUCUAUGAAUAUAUGUAUAGACAACAUGGACUAUCAUUUAGGAGAGGGGAUAACCAUCACAGGACUGAUUGAAAACAACUCAUCCCGCCCAAUCAGGCCUAAAUUCCUCCUGUACCAGAAACAGAGUUGUUUUGCAGAGAAUGAGAGAAAGGUCAACACUCGAGAAAUCCUGAAGGAAGAAGGGGAUAUCAUUGAGCCAUCCACUUCUAUUAAUUUGACCAAAGUGCUGACCCUCCCGACUAACAUCUCUACAUCUAUUCUCAACAGUAAAAUCCUCAAAGUCGAGCACAGACUUACAGUGUAUCUUGAUGUCAAAUAUGCCAUGGACCCAGAAAUUAAGUUUGAGGUAGAACUCCUUCCUCCACGACAAGUCCGGGGGUGGAGGCCUCCAUUUGAGGAUGGUGAGAGCAACUCCUGUGGUGAGGGCCAAGAGGAGGCGUACACGGUAUCUUUCUCAGAGUGUCCUCCCCCAUACUCCGACUGUGAGAUGUACGCCACCUCUUUUGAAACACCAGUGUAUUGCACAGGCUUGGAGGAACUCCGUAACAUGCCUUUUCUGUCUGUGCCGCCUCUUUCACCACUGCUCCAUUUCCUUGUAGAUGGUAAAUUGUGGCUCUGGUUCCCGGUCAGCUCUGUGAUCUGCAUUGCUGGGAUUGUUAAUGCUCAGCUGUGCAACUUCAGCCGUGCCCCAGCCGAUGUCCUCCGCCCCUGGACCUUUGUGCUGAAGACUGAAGUCAAGACGGGCACUGCUGUUUUGCUUAUUCUUAAAAUGAGUCCGAUUAAGAGCUUGAAAGUUACAUACGACGCAAUUAACGAGAACAAUACUUUCAGUAGUGGUGACUUCAUUUCUGGGCGCGUUACACUUGAAGUUGAGAAGGAAACGGAGAUCAAGUCUUUUUUAAUUAAAGCAAAAGGUAAAGCAAGUGUCCUAUGGACCCAUCAAGUCGGCACGAUUACUAUGGUUUUCUACGACAAAGAAACCCUUUUCAAAUCGGAACAUUUCUUUAUAGAUGAGAAGAAAGAUGAAGAAUCCGAUGUUGUUCAUCCAGGAUGCCAUGUGUACCCAUUCUCUUUUCAAAUACCCCCACAGGACAUGCCAUCAUCCUUCAAAGGUGGAGCUGGAAAAGUGGUUUACUUCUUAGAGGCAAAAGUGACCAGGUCCAUGCAGCUGUCUACCAAAGACAAAACUGACUUCACUUUUUUGUCCAAGACAGAUAUUCCUGUUCCAGACAUGGAGGAGCCUCAGGUUGGGUCAGCAGACAAGCACUUGAGGUUUUUUAACUCUGGAAAUCUCUCAGUUAAUGCAACUAUUGAUGGCAUGAAAUAUUACCCGGGAGGUGAAUUGAAGAUUAUGGCAGAGAUUCAGAACAACUCUUCUCGUGCCAUUACGCCCAAAUAUUGCCUAUACCAGAAACAAAGUUUCUUUGCACUGAAAUCGAGUCGAGUUCACCAUGCAGAGGUUGUCAAAGAGGAAGGAGAGCCAAUUGAACCAUCAACAAAUAAAAAUGUGAUCGUAUCACUAAGUAUUCCAUCAGAUACCAUCCCCUCCAUUCUCUCCAACUGCAAGGUCCUCAAAGUGGAAUACAAGCUCAAGGUCUAUCUGGAUAUCAAGUACUCCAGAGAUCCAGCGAUCAAGUUUCCAUUGGUCAUCGCUCUUGCCCCACAAAUAACAGAUGGAGCAACCACAUUAGAGGCCAAAUCAGAGGCCAAAUCAGAGGCCAAAUCAGAGGCCACAUCGGAGGAAAAAUCAGAGGCCACAUCAGAGGUCUUGGAAGGAGCAGAGCGACCUCCUCCAUAUAACAGUCUAUAUCCAACCCUACCCAACCCAUCAGGGAGUUCUUAA